AAAGAGGAACACUAAAGCAGGUUUAACCAAAAGAAUAGAGGAGAGUUUGGCUCAACAGUCUCAAGGUACUGCGCUAUUCUCUAGGAAUAUACACAUGAAAAGACCUGAUCCCUGCCCACCAUUUAACCAGGAGGUGUCUGGAUGGCAGAUCCUUCAACCUUCUCUUUCUUGAGUUGUCCCCUCUGCCAUUAUCUUCCACUCAUUUUUGCUUCAUCUUGUGAUUCAUUGAUAGAAAGCGAAGUGAAGUCAAUUAAAAUCCCCCCAACACAGUGCAAUUAUACAUUAAGGAUUGUAAUAUAAAAAGCAUCACAUACAAUGAGAAGGAUCGUCCAAGGCUAAGUUUAUUCAAUCUCUCCUCUAAUUGUAUCAGGACUUUGCCAAAUGUUGUUCUUCAACAUCUGAAAGAGAAAUGCCUAAAAGAGCUUCCAGGAUUACUUUUUAACAAAACCCUAAAAGGAAUUAUGUUUGUCUGCACCUGUGAAUUCAUUAAGGGCUCCCCCAUAUCACAAAACAACAGUGCUUGUGAGGAAUGUUGAAAAGCUGUGGAAAUACAUCAGUGGCCACUUCAAUAGGAAUUUCCCUUCUUUUCCUCUUGUUGAUCUGUGGAAUUGGGUGUGUUUGGUGUUGGAAACAUGGUAAUCCAGUGCAGUUUACCUUGCCAAGGGUCUUGCAAAGGAGAAGCAGCAGGAGAAAAGAUUAUAUUAAGACACUCUCAUGUCUCCUUGCUAUCAGCUCAAGGAAUAAAAUCUCAGUUCAGAACCAAGACUGCAGAUCUUCUGGGAGAGGGACUAACACACAUGGCAGCUAUGAAAAUGUGGAAAGUGGUGCUCCCAAACCUAAAGAAGAAACUGAUAAAGAACUAUAUGAGAACACUCAGCAGACCAGUUUCGAGGAGCAUAUCUAUGGAAAUGAGAUGCCAUCCCAAUAUUAUAACUUCCAGAAGCCUAGUACUUCUGAAGUCUCUCAAGAUGAAGACAUAUAUAUUCUUCCAGAUUCAUAAUAACUUUUGAAAAUAUCGGGUUUAAGUUAUCAGAGGAUAAAUACUCACUGGGACUUUUAUUUUACUGAUGUCAUUGUUAAUCAUGUUCUUUGGAUGAAACUCAAUGAUCUUUCAUCUGUCUCCACCCUUCUGAACCUUCUGUCUGUGUAUCACUGCAGUUUAAAUCCUCUUCACUCACCUUUCUCUAGAUUAAUUCUACAUUAUGUUAUAUUGAGUCUUCCUUCUGAAUGUUGUCUGUUACCUUUUUCUCUUACUUCUAUCACCACCAUCUUUUUCUGGCUCAAGAUUGUGUCAGUCUUCUAACUUGUCUUUCUGGCUCCAGUUUCUACACAUUCAGUCAGUUCCCAUGAUGCUGCCAAAUUUACCUUCAGAAAAUAUUCCCGGUGCCACACCACUCCUUUGCUUAAAACCUCUUAAUGGCUCCUCUUUGCAAAAGACAUACUACUUAUAAUUCUAACUCCAGAAUUUAGGACUUACCACACUUGGUUCAAGUUAACUUUUCCAGUGACUUCUACUAAUUUCUCACUCCUCUGCCUUCAUCAGAAUCAUCUGAAAACCUGCCAGACUCAUCCCUCCUCCUUGGCUUUGCUUGUCUGCCCCAUCUCAAGCCUGCCCCAGAUGGCAACUUCUUCCACAAGUCUUCUGAAUUAUUCCAAACCUACCUUUACCUUUUCCUUUUCUGAUCACCUGUAGAUUUUGCUGCCUGUUUAAUUCUCUGGGCAUUUAAACAUAUGAAUGUUUUCUAUGGCAUUUUAUGAUUUAAUGUCAUAUGAGAAUGUCUUAAAUUCCUUGCUAAAUAACAAGGAAGUGCCUCAUCGUAUAUUUUAGCUCCACUGCCUAGACUAUCAUAUGAGGCAUUUGGUAUUGUUCAAUUGACAGAUAAUUAAAUUGUACA
Messenger RNA from Callorhinus ursinus (northern fur seal), 1895 nucleotides. RefSeq names its product GRB2 binding adaptor protein, transmembrane (gene GAPT). Gene Ontology annotation, cellular component: membrane. Gene Ontology annotation, biological process: B cell proliferation involved in immune response; B cell homeostasis; immunoglobulin production involved in immunoglobulin-mediated immune response. The record is from RefSeq and is a predicted model, not a curated record. Lineage: Eukaryota; Metazoa; Chordata; Mammalia; Carnivora; Otariidae.